Messenger RNA from Strongylus vulgaris, 942 nucleotides. Lineage: Eukaryota; Metazoa; Nematoda; Chromadorea; Rhabditida; Strongylidae. The record is from the annotation of a GenBank genome assembly.
AUGAUUGUCAACAAGAGAUUAACUUCAGCUUGGGAGUAUCUUGUGGUAAAUACUUACGAUGUCCACUUUUAUGCUAGUGAUACGUUAAAUCGCGAAGAUGCUAGCUUAGUAACAGCGUUUAUGGACGGGACGAAAAUAAAGAAGAAAGCGGCUAAUCGUAUCCCUCACGAUUUGGGAACACCACAUGAGGAACCUUGGGCGGAGAUUAACCAGUAUAAUAUACAUGAUACAGCGAACUGGCGCGACCUAAAUUUAAAAUUCGUUAUUUCUUGCUGGAGGGACUACAAGCUUAUUGUUGAGAAGUGUGAUACGUUCAAUCGCGAAGAUGCGAGCUUAGUGACAGCAUUUAUGGACGGGACGAAAAUCAAGAAGAAAGCGGCUGAUCGUAUCCCUCAUGAUUUGGGAACACCACAUGAGGAACCUUGGGCGGAGAUUAACCAGUAUAAUAUACAUGAUACAGCAAACUGGCGCGACCUAAACUUAAAAUUCGUGAUUUCUUGCUGGAGGGACUACAAGCUUAUUGUUGAGAAGUGUUACGAUCGAGACAAUGCAAGAAAGGUUCUUGACUAUUUCUACAAAUUGAGCAAAAAGACAAUUCGUAACGCUUUAAACGACUGGGAUAGAGAUCAUGAUGGAAUGAUUGAAAAUUCUGGAACCCCUGAUCAAACAUAUGAUGCUUGGACAAUGAAAGGAACAAGUGCAUACUGUGGCUCUCUUUGGCUAUGCGCAUUGAGCUCGACCAUAAGUAUGGCGAAUGAACUCGGAAGUAAAAGUUCUAUGAACUUUCUGGAAGAAAUUCUGGAGAAAGCAAAAGAUGCGUUCUUGACAAAAUUAUGGAAUGGCAGGUAUUUUAAUCUUGAUGAAUGUUCGUCCAACAAAGGUAUAAUCAUGGCUGAUCAACUCUGUGGAAUUUCGUACCUUACAAUGAUGAGAGAGGAUGAA